UCCAGGUCGCAUCUGGUAGGCUCAUCCUAGACUGCUAUGAGUCAGCCACCGUCCGGGGGCGCUGCCCCAGCUGCAACCUCAGCUUCUGCCGCCGCCGCCGCCGCCACGGAGGCUCGCUUGCACCCGGAGGGCAGCAGCAGAAAGCAGCAAAGGGCUCAGUCACCUGCUAGGCCGAGGGACAAUUCUUUCCGACAGACCUCGGCGGCCACGCGGUCCCCGCUUGGGGUCGGCACUAAACUCAAUUCCGUUCGGCAGCAGCAGCUGCAGCAGCAGCAGCAACAGCAGGGUAACAAGAUAACCGGUCGCGGCACCUCUGGGGCGGGCUCCAGAGGAUGCGGAGGCGGGGCGGAGAAGACGCCUGUGGUACCCAAAGGGGCUGCUUCAGGAGCCGUCCAGACUGCGCCUGGUGCUGAAGGGGCCCCCGCGGCGAGCUUGGCCUCUGUGAGCUGCAGGAGGCCGGGACCGCCGGAGGAGACUCCCCGGGAGAUAGAAUCGGUGCCCUCGAAAGUCGGGGAACCCCCUCCACUAGGGGGAGGAGGAGGGGGCGGGGAAGGAGGAGGAGCCGCCGGCGGCCCGGGGGACCGGGAGGGGGGCGCUCCGCAGCCGCCGCCGCCCAGGGUUUGGAGAGCGAAAGGCGUUCGCGCAUCGCAGAGGGGUAGCAGCGGCGGGGAGGGGGUGUCCCCUUCGCCACACACCUCUGCUUCAAGCAGAGCCCCCGGCCCGGGCAGCAGAAACUCUGGAAGCGGCAUCGCAGGGGGCGGCAGCGGCGGUGGAGGGAGCUACUGGAAGGAGGGAUGUCUGCAGUCUGAGCUCAUCCAGUUCCAUCUCAAGAAGGAGCGGGCGGCAGCGGCGGCCGCCGCGGCUCAGAUGCACACUAAAAACGGUGGCGGUGGCAGCCGCAGCUCUCCGGUCGCCGGCACCCCUGCCAUCUGUGAGCCCCUUGUGGUCCCCUCCUCCUCCCCAAUGGCGGCCGCCGCGGAAGGCCCCCAACAGAGCGCAGAGAGUAGCGGCAGCGGCGGGGCCAUGCAGGCAGCGGCUCCCCCUUCAUCGCAGUCCCACCCGCAGCAGAUUCAGGAGCAGGAAGAUAUGCAGGAAGAGAUGGAGAAGCUGCGGGAGGAGAAUGAGACUCUCAAGAACGAGAUCGAUGAGCUGAGGACCGAGAUGGACGAGAUGAGGGAUACUUUCUUCGAGGAAGACGCUUGUCAGCUGCAGGAGAUGCGCCAUGAGUUGGAGAGAGCCAACAAAAACUGUCGGAUCCUGCAGUACCGCCUCCGCAAAGCUGAGCGCAAAAGGCUCCGUUAUGCACAGACUGGAGAAAUUGAUGGCGAGCUGUUGCGCAGCCUGGAGCAGGACCUCAAGGUUGCAAAGGAUGUGUCUGUGAGACUUCACCAUGAGUUGGAAAAUGUGGAAGAAAAAAGAACAACAACAGAAGAUGAAAAUGAGAAACUGAGACAGCAACUUAUAGAGGUUGAAAUUGCAAAGCAAGCCUUACAGAAUGAACUGGAAAAGAUGAAGGAGUUAUCCUUAAAAAGAAGAGGAAGUAAAGAUUUGCCAAAAUCUGAAAAAAAGGCUCAACAGACACCCACAGAGGAGGAUAACGAGGACUUGAAGUGCCAGCUGCAGUUCGUUAAGGAAGAGGCUGCCCUGAUGAGAAAAAAAAUGGCCAAGAUCGACAAAGAAAAGGACAGAUUUGAGCACGAACUCCAGAAGUACAGAUCCUUCUAUGGGGAUCUGGACAGUCCUCUACCCAAGGGAGAAGCUGGGGGACCUCCCAGCACCAGGGAGGCUGAGCUCAAGCUGCGGCUGCGGCUGGUGGAGGAAGAGGCCAACAUCCUGGGCAGGAAAAUAGUGGAACUCGAGGUGGAGAACCGAGGCCUGAAGGCAGAACUGGACGACCUGCGAGGCGACGACUUCAAUGGCUCGGCCAACCCCCUCAUGAGGGAGCAGAGCGAGUCCUUGUCGGAGCUGCGACAGCACCUGCAGCUGGUGGAAGACGAGACCGAGUUGCUGCGGAGGAACGUGGCUGACCUUGAGGAGCAGAACAAGCGCAUCACUGCCGAGCUCAACAAGUACAAGUACAAAUCCAGCGGCCAUGACAGCUCCAGGCACCAUGACAGCGCCAAGACCGAGGCCCUGCAGGAGGAGCUGAAGGCGGCGCGCCUGCAGAUCAACGAGUUGAGCGGCAAGGUCAUGCAGCUGCAGUACGAGAACCGCGUGCUCAUGUCCAACAUGCAGCGCUACGACCUGGCCUCACACCUGGGUAUCCGUGGCAGCCCCCGUGACAGCGACGCCGAGAGCGAUGCCGGCAAGAAGGAGAGCGACGAUGACUCCCGGCCUCCCCACCGCAAGCGCGAAGGGCCUAUUGGCGGGGAGAGCGACUCCGAGGAGGUGCGGAACAUCCGCUCCCUCACGCCCACCCGCUCCUUCUACCCCGCACCCGGGCCCUGGCCCAAGAGCUUCUCCGAUCGACAGCAGAUGAAGGACAUCCGCUCCGAGGCCGAGCGCCUGGGAAAGACCAUCGAUCGGCUCAUCGCUGACACGAGCACUAUCAUCACUGAGGCGCGCAUCUACGUGGCCAACGGGGACCUGUUCGGACUCAUGGACGAGGAAGACGAUGGCAGCCGCAUCCGCGAACACGAGCUGCUCUACCGCAUCAACGCGCAGAUGAAGGCUUUCCGCAAGGAGCUGCAGACCUUCAUCGACCGCCUGGAGGUACCCAAGUCUGCGGAUGAUCGCGGCGCCGAGGAGCCCAUAUCCGUGAGUCAGAUGUUCCAGCCCAUCAUUUUACUUAUUCUCAUCCUUGUAUUAUUUUCAUCACUUUCUUACACAACAAUAUUUAAACUUGUCUUCCUUUUUACGCUGUUUUUUGUCCUGUAAAUUCUUCAUCAUUUACCAUUUGUUGUAGUGUUUUUAGUUGUUUUAUUCUGUCCACCCUUCAAGACAAGACAUACAAGAAGUAUCAUUUUUGUAGUAACCGAUGCUGUAAAAACACUGAAGACUGCAUAUCUCUGUAAAAAGACACAACUCAUCUUACACUGUCAAAUUCAAUAGAAAAACCCCAACGACCAAAAGAUUUCAGGUAAGGAAAACAAAGUGUAGCAGAU
Phodopus roborovskii (desert hamster) is the source of this 3104-nucleotide messenger RNA. RefSeq names its product SOGA family member 3 (gene Mtcl3). NCBI's taxonomy places the organism in Eukaryota, Metazoa, Chordata, Mammalia, Rodentia, Cricetidae. Bases 37 to 2877 code for a protein of 946 amino acids. The transcript is spliced from 6 exons. Gene Ontology annotation, biological process: regulation of autophagy. The record is from RefSeq and is a predicted model, not a curated record.